AUGUCUGAAAGGACGACUGUGAGAAAAGGGCUAGCCGAAGAGAGCGGGCCAACACCCACUAGCUGCAGUUAUGGUGGAAAGUUUUAACAUAUAUACGUAUUUCCGAAUAAGAAAAAGGACAAUAAUCAGGGACGUAGGCAAAGAGGGGCAGGCAAUGGCCUUGAUCCCUUAAACUCCUCGUUACUUUCGUCCCUUAAAUUUUUUUUGAAAUUAUAUGUUAUUACAAUUAUAAAAUAAAUUUUUUAUCUCCUUUUUCGACAUUUUGGAUGAGUCAAAUUCUACACGUAAUUGGCCCAAACUUAAUUCUUCAUGUUCCCAUUGGUAAACGUUUCAAUUCAGAGCCAGUAUCACCGUACACAAUGAUUUUUCUGUAAUGCAACAAACAUGAGGUCCCAAUACACCAACAAAUGCCAGCCUCAAAAUUUUUGAUAUGCUCAGCUCAUCGUUUUCACUUUCUAGAACUCAAAAACUUGACCAAGCUUUUCCAUUCCCAGCACAAAAUGGGAUGCAAAUUUAUCUCCUUAGAACCACCGAUCUUAUACCAAAUCCCUGUAAGAACAACACCACCAUGUUUUAGAACUAAAGCUAUUGCUUUCUCUUCUUAUGCACCAAACAAAGGUGAACCUGUUUCCACCAAGUUGCCACUGUCAAAGACCAAUGAUGUCUACAGUGUUAGCUUCAAGACAUUAGGAGCUUGUAAGCUUGGGAUUUCUAGAUACCCAGAUUUUGAAUACAACGCACAAGGUGGUACAGGGACCGGAACCGGUUCUAGGGUUGCUGAUAGCGAUGAACUUUCGGUUAGUUUCGACGUUAAAACACUGUAUAUUCCACCAUUGACAAGCUCAACAACUAAGUUCCUUGGAUUGCCAUUGCCACCUUUUUUGAAAAUCCACAUUGUUCCUCAAUUGUUUCAAGGGAAUAUCGAUCAAGAAUCCGGCAAGGUUGACUUGGAAUUCUUAGCCAAGUUUUGCUUUUCGGUCGGGAGUAUUUACGAAGCGCCGCCGUUGGUGGUGAAGACGGUUUUAACGUCCGAUGAAUCGAAAGGGAAGAUGAGAAGUGGAAGAGGUGAGAGAUUAGAUGAAGAGGGGAAUUGCAAAUUGGUUGGGGUAGCAUUUGUUGAACCUAUUGAUGAUAUCUUCAUGAAUACUUUCCUUAGUUUACCUACUGAAUGCCUUGCCAAGUUGAAUGCUGUUAUCACCUUGUCCAAAUCUUCUUGAAAAACCAUAUGUUUGUAGUUGCUGAAUGUUAAUGGAGUUUCAUACAGGGCCCUGGCAUAGCAAUUCUUAGUCAUACUUGGUUAAGCUUUAGAUACAUCCAUACAUGACACAUGUAUAUCAUAUACAUAUAUGUACCAGCACCAUGCAUGUUUAUGUAACCUAUUGCUUAUGCAUAGUUAUUGAUACAUUUAGGGUGGAAUUGAAUUAUAAAUUUUUUAAGAGAUUCAAAUGUAAUUUUAUCAUGUAUUAAUUUAUAAUUUUAUGAUUUUGAAGGGAUUAAAUAUAA
Gossypium arboreum is the source of this 1503-nucleotide messenger RNA. RefSeq lists its product as uncharacterized. The record is from RefSeq and is a predicted model, not a curated record. Bases 408 to 1217 code for a protein of 269 amino acids. Lineage: Eukaryota; Viridiplantae; Streptophyta; Magnoliopsida; Malvales; Malvaceae. The transcript has 2 exons.